Molecule: messenger RNA, 549 nt
Organism: Rotaria socialis
Lineage: Eukaryota; Metazoa; Rotifera; Eurotatoria; Philodinida; Philodinidae
Source: the annotation of a GenBank genome assembly
AUGAGUCUUGAAGUGCUUGCUGAACAACAACAAUUACAACAAACAACACCUUUGUUCAAUGCUGAACUGAUCAAUAAAUAUUCAAAAUAUGUUAAAACAAUUGGAAAACGAGUUGUUGAAGUUGAAUUUUGUUGGUAUCAAGCCAAUCCAUAUCAAAGUUUUCAAUUACGCAUGACUGAAAAGCAAUAUAUUGAAGCACAAAAAUAUAUUACAUCAAAAAAGUUACUUAACAUGAAUUUUGAACAGUUUAUUGAUUUAAUUGCUCCUGUAUUUGCUAAUAAUGCAGCUGAAAUAAGUGAUUUUAUGUUACGUACAACAUUUGAUCGUCUAUUUGAUCUAAAUGCAAAUGGUGCAAUUGAACGAGAUGAAUUCGAUUCACUUUUAAUAUUAUUGAGAGCAUUUAAUAGAAAUGGAAAUAAUCUACAGAAAAACUUUGUAUCAUAUGAAAAUCUUCGACAAAGAUUUACUAAUCUUGAUGGUCAUAUUUCAUUUAAAGAAUUCAGCGACUUUGUCAAACGUGGUUAUGUCCGGGAAUUAUUAAUGAAUUAA